Molecule: messenger RNA, 636 nt
Organism: Chanos chanos (milkfish)
Lineage: Eukaryota; Metazoa; Chordata; Actinopteri; Gonorynchiformes; Chanidae
Product: claudin-4-like
Exons: 1
Coding region: 1-636 (211 amino acids)
Cellular component (GO): bicellular tight junction; membrane
Molecular function (GO): structural molecule activity
Source: RefSeq, a predicted model, not a curated record
AUGGUAUCCCAAGGGGUUCAGAUCCUGGGCAUUGUCUCAGCUCUGAUUGGCUGGUUAGGGACUAUAAUUUCUUGCGGCUUGCCCCAAUGGCGGGUUUCAGCCUUCAUCGGUGCCAACAUAGUUACAGCACAGACCGUCUGGGAGGGUCUUUGGAUGUCUUGUGUGGUACAGAGCACCGGGCAGAUGCAGUGUAAGGUCUAUGACUCCAUGCUAGCCUUGAGCUCUGAUCUGCAGGGAGCUCGGGCCAUGAUCAUCGUCUCCAUUGUGACCGGUAUCUUUGGAAUCGUGCUGUCCAUUGCCGGAGGAAAGUGCACUAAUUGUAUCGACGACGAGCGCUCCAAGGCAAAGGCGUGCAUCGCUGCUGGCGUCAUCUUCCUAAUUUCAGGAAUGCUUAUCCUGAUCCCUGUCUCAUGGACAGCCAACACCAUCAUCUCAAACUUCUACAACCCCAUGUUAGUCGAGGCUCAGAAGUGGGAGUUGGGGGCUUCGCUCUAUAUCGGCUGGGGAUCUACAGGACUGCUCCUGCUGGGUGGAGGCCUGCUCUGCUGGAACUGCCCCCCAAAAGAGAGCGAUCGCAACUAUAUCACUAAGUUCUCACCACCAAGAUCAAGCUCCAUGUCCAGGGAAUAUGUCUGA